This is a messenger RNA of Pipistrellus nathusii (Nathusius's pipistrelle), 1353 nucleotides long. Lineage: Eukaryota; Metazoa; Chordata; Mammalia; Chiroptera; Vespertilionidae. The record is from the annotation of a GenBank genome assembly.
AUGACCCCACUGGUGGCCGUGGUGUCUAGCCCCCACGCCCGGCUCUUUACCUGCUUCCUCAGACUGGGCGCUCAGCAGGCCAGCUCACUUCAGCUGCACACAGGGACAGGCCUUGCAGCCAAGAACUACCAUGAGGUGCUGGUGCUGGGAGGAGGCAGCGGUGGGAUCACCAUGGCCUCCCGCAUGAAGAAGAAAGUGGGUGCAGAGAAUGUGGCCGUCAUUGAGCCCAGUGAGAGACAUUUCUACCAGCCAAUCUGGACCCUGGUGGGUGCUGGUGCCAAACAGCUGUCCUCCUCUGGCCGUCCCACAGCGAGUGUGAUUCCAUCCGGUGUGGAGUGGGUCAAAGACAGAGUGGCUGAGCUGAACCCAGACAAGAACUGCAUUCGCACAGACAGCGGCAAGGAGAUCUCCUACAAAUAUCUUAUUAUUGCUCUCGGAAUCCAGCUGGACUAUGAGAAGAUUAAAGGCCUUCCUGAAGGUUUUUCCCAUCCCAAAAUAGGGUCUAACUACUCAGUGAGCACGGUGGAGAAGACGUGGAAGGCUCUGCAGGACUUCAAGGAGGGCAAUGCCAUCUUCACCUUCCCAAACACCCCCAUCAAGUGCGCCGGGGCCCCGCAGAAGAUCAUGUACCUGUCGGAAGACUAUUUCAGGAAGACAGGGAAGCGAUCCAAGGCCAAUAUCAUUUUCAACACUUCUCUCGGAUCGAUUUUUGGGGUUAAGAAGUAUGCAGAUGCGCUGAUGGAAAUCAUCCAGGAACGGAACCUCACUGUGAACUACAAGCAAAAUCUCAUUGAAGUCCGAGCCGAUAGACAAGAGGCUGUGUUUGAGAACAUGGACAACCCUGGAGAGACCCAAGUGAUUCCCUACGAAAUGCUUCAUGUCACACCCCCAAUGAGUGCACCUGACGUCCUCAAGAAGAGCCCUUUGGUUGAUGCUGCUGGCUGGGUGGAUGUGGAUAAAGAAACCCUGCAGCACAAGAAGUACCCAAAUGUGUUUGGGAUCGGGGACUGCACCAACCUUCCUACAUCGAAGACUGCCGCUGCCGUAGCUGCCCAGUCAGGAAUCCUUGACGGAACAAUUUCUCUGGUCAUGAAGAAUGAAAAACCAACGAAGGAGUAUGAUGGCUACACGUCAUGUCCACUGGUGACGAGCUACAAUCGUGUGAUUCUUGCGGAGUUUAACUACAACAUGCAGCCACUGGAGACCUUCCCCUUUGACCAGAGCAGAGAGAGAGUUUCCAUGUACUUCAUGAAGGCCGACAUGAUGCCCUUCCUGUACUGGAAUAUGAUGCUAAGGGGUUACUGGGGAGGACCAGCCUUUCUGCGGAAGUUGCUUCACCUGGGUAUGAGUUAA